Fusarium sp. VM40 is the source of this 696-nucleotide messenger RNA. NCBI's taxonomy places the organism in Eukaryota, Fungi, Ascomycota, Sordariomycetes, Hypocreales, Nectriaceae. The record is from the annotation of a GenBank genome assembly.
AUGAAGCUCAAUCCAGGACAGCUAACGGCAUUUUUGGCCGCCAAUUCUACCGGCGUUGGCGUUCUAGUAUGCCCAGGUGGUGGAUACAGUAUGGUAGCCAAGGACCACGAAGGAAUCCAGCCUGCAGAAUACCUCAACGCGCUCGGCAUCGAUGCGUGGGUUCUCGACUACACAACAGCUACUAACAAAACACCACCACUGUAUCCCACACCUAUGAAGGAAGCUCUUGCUGCAGUAGACCUCAUCCGAAAGGAAAGUCCUGAUACGAAGAAGCUCGGCAUCUGGGGCUUCUCAGCCGGCGGACAUCUCGCCGCCACAACACUUACCACACCUUCGGCCAAGCUCGAUUUCGGUAUUUUGGGGUAUCCAGUUAUUACCCUCGAGGACGAUUACACCCACGAGAACUCGCGGUACAACCUUCUCGGAGACAAGCCAAGCGCCAAGAAGAUCAAAGAGCUCUCUGCCCAGAACCGAGUGACUGAUAAGACACCGCCGACGUUCCUUUUCCAUACUUCCAACGACGGUCUCGUCCCCGUUCAAAACACUUAUCUCUUUACUGAGGCUAUGGCAGCACACGGCAGAUUAGCUCAGGUUUUGGUACUGCCUGAUGGGAACCAUGGUAUAGGCUUGGCUCUGAAUGAUCCUAUGCGGAACUGGACUCCUGAGUUGGCUCGGUUCCUAAAGUAUUCGAUCUAG